AAGGGAGAAUUUACCUGCUGCCUGUGAUCGUCGUAGUUUAUGUUAUUUUUGUGUGUAGUUAUCUUACUGUAUAGUAAUUCAAGUUUACGAACAAACAAAUUAUUUGUUAGUGAUAUUAUACAAACCUCUGCAGUUUCAUUCUACGCGAAUAUUAGGCUAUUUGAUUGUGAUAGUGGAAUAUUUUGCAACGUAUUGAUUGUUUAUUAUGAAACGGUUCUUGAUUAAACACGAACUUGUUAACAUUGACAAUUAUUCAUUAGUGGACGAAAAACCAAAUAAAAUAAAGUUGGAAUACAUUGAUGAUAACAAUUCAAGAAGUACAGCUAUUUACUCUGAAAAGUAUUCUAAAAUCAAACAAGAGUUAGGUAAUUUUUACGAAUAUCAUCCAAUACAAGAAUUCGAUAAUGUUAAUUUAGAAGAAACUAUUCACAUUGAUAAAAAGUUAAAGAAUGUUGACCAAAGCACAUGUGGCAUUCCUAUUAACUCUAAUGAAAAAUAUUCUGAAAUUAAACAAGAAUUAGAUCGCUCUUACGAAAAUUUUUCUAUACACAAUGUUGGCAAUGCUAUUUCCGAAGAUUUGCUCUCAAAAUUAAGUAAUGUAAGAAUUGUUUUAGAAUGUUUGUCAAUAGUGCAAAUUUUGGAAUUUACUAAAUAAUCUGAAACAGAUUCGGAACAUACCAGGUUGAACGUGGAUGCUUUAAAAUAUGUGUGCAGGCACUUUUGCUCAAAAUGUGACAAAACUGUUGACACCAAAAAUAUACGGCAUAUAAUCAAUCGCCCAGAAUGUGGCUGUAAACCAACUUUAGCAUAUCAGUGUAUGAGAUGCGAUAAUCGCUUGAUUAGCUAUGUAGGUAUACAGAGACACGUCAAUAGGAAGGGCCUUUGUAAAUCUCGGAAAAGAUUUUUGUAUCUGGAAGGAUUCAAUGAUGAUGAGUGGGAAAAACUAAACUGUCCAAAGUGUAAUGUAUCAUUAGAAAACAUCGCUCCAUUUACUAAACAUGUUAAUGAUUGUGCAGAGGUUCCAAAAUUUUGGUGCUCACUUUGUGACUAUGGUGGAAAGCGAAUUCAACCUUAACGAAGCCAUUUAAAAUUACAUGCCAACGCGUUAAACAUACAAUCGGAAAGAGGUACCUGUGUUGAAGAAAUGAUGCAAAACAAGAAAAAAUUUACUCGAAGUCAGCCAUUUGCUGUUGUUACACAUGCAAUAAAAUAUCAGUAAAAAGGGGAUUUAAAAUGCCAUCCAGUAUUUGCAACAACUGUGGAACUCCGUAUACUUACCGAUGUCCAAUAUGUGAUAAAGAAUAUUUAAUGCAGGAAAAUGUAAAACGUCACAUCCAAAUUUGCAAGACUUAUAAAGAUUACCGAUGCUCCAUUUGCAGAAAGAAAUUCACAACCAUCAGCGGAUUGAAGUUGCAUAUGUCUAAUUGUGGAAAAACGCCGUAAAUAAAUUGCAAGUUUUGCCCAUAUAAAACCUGCCGUAGCGACUCACUGCGGAAGCACUUGAUAAGGCAUUUUAAAAAUGAUCCCAGUAUUGUUGAUGAGACUCUAGUCGAAGGUACACACAACGCAGGUCCGCUUUACGAUUUAUUCUGCGAGAAAUGCAGUGGACCCGAAGAAAGUGGCGAAUAUAAAAACGACUAUUAUUAUUGUUUAAAAUGCAAGACUAAAUUAAGGCUGCAUUGUCAAAAAUGCAACCUAAUGUACAACGGCCGUAGAAAUAUCACGGCUCAUCAUAUGGCAUCUCACUGUGGGUUGAACAUCGGUCGUCAAAAAUGCCCCAAGUGUGACCGACAAUUCCAAAAUUUAAACUUGUACUGU
Nasonia vitripennis (jewel wasp) is the source of this 1818-nucleotide messenger RNA. RefSeq lists its product as uncharacterized. The transcript has 9 exons. The record is from RefSeq and is a predicted model, not a curated record. Bases 206 to 655 code for a protein of 149 amino acids. Lineage: Eukaryota; Metazoa; Arthropoda; Insecta; Hymenoptera; Pteromalidae.